Molecule: messenger RNA, 1080 nt
Organism: Penicillium nucicola
Lineage: Eukaryota; Fungi; Ascomycota; Eurotiomycetes; Eurotiales; Aspergillaceae
Exons: 1
Coding region: 1-1080 (359 amino acids)
Biological process (GO): dehydro-D-arabinono-1,4-lactone biosynthetic process
Cellular component (GO): cytosol
Molecular function (GO): D-arabinose 1-dehydrogenase [NAD(P)+] activity
Source: RefSeq, a predicted model, not a curated record
AUGAGCUCCAUUAUCGAGACUCGUACUUUGAGACUGCCGGCGCUCAUUCUGGGGGGCGCUGGGUUUAGCUAUCAAUUGCAUCCGGAUCCCAAGAGCAUACCGGUUUCCAAAAUCAUUCGUCGGGCUUUUGAUGCGGGCAUGCGAGCAAUAGACACAUCGCCUUACUAUGAGCCAUCUGAAGAACUGCUGGGUUCUGCACUUGCGAGCGUGGACGUGACCAGCAAAUAUUCACGAAGUGACUACAUCUUGAUGACCAAAGUGGGCAGGGUGUCCGCAGAGGAAUUCAACUACUCGCCCGAAUGGAUCCGAACCUCUGUUUCAAGGUCUUUGGAUCGACUGGGAACAUCAUAUCUAGAUGUGGUGUUUUGCCAUGAUGUGGAAUUCGUUUCGCCAGAAGAAGCCAUCGAGGCCGUUGGGGCAUUGUUUGAAUUAUCCGAUCGAGGUAUAAUCAAACACGUUGGAAUAUCAGGCUACUCUAUCGACCGUCUUAUUCACGUUGCCAAGGCUGUGCUGGAGAAAUAUCAACGACCUCUUGAUAUUGUGCAGAAUUGGAGCCAGUUGAAUCUCCUGAAUAGCCGCCUGGAGAGAUACGGGAUUCCGGAGCUACGCAAGGCCGGUGUGUCUGUGAUCUGCAGUUCGAGUCCUCUUGCCUCGGGGCUUUUGCGGUCUAGUGAUGUGCCGAGUGGGAAGCUAGGAGACUGGCACCCAGCGCCGGAGGGCCUUCGUAAGGCCGUGCGACAAAUAUCAAACUUUGUGGAAGCGCAAGGAUCAACUCUGGCAGCUUUGGCUCUGCGGUUCUCCUUGGCAAGGGCAUCUCGAGUGUCCCGGGACGGAGUCUCUGUUCACACCAUUAUCGGAAUAUGUUCUAUCGGUGAUGUUGAAGAGAAUUUGUUGGUGAUAGAGGGCAUGCUGCGUCCAAAUGGCGCGGAAAAUAAACCAAUUGCCGAUACUCUAGGUGUAAGCUCCUUCAGCCGAGAAAGGGAGACUGCGGAUCUUGAACUUCACAGACAGAUUCAAGAGACCUUGGGGGAAUGGGCAGAGUUUGAUUUUCAAACUGGAAAGAGGGUAUCUCGUAUUUAG